Messenger RNA from Photinus pyralis (common eastern firefly), 1842 nucleotides. RefSeq names its product cystathionine beta-synthase-like. The transcript has 8 exons. NCBI's taxonomy places the organism in Eukaryota, Metazoa, Arthropoda, Insecta, Coleoptera, Lampyridae. Bases 220 to 1773 code for a protein of 517 amino acids. Gene Ontology annotation, cellular component: cytoplasm. Gene Ontology annotation, molecular function: cystathionine beta-synthase activity; cysteine synthase activity. The record is from RefSeq and is a predicted model, not a curated record.
CGUUGCACACACGCUACGAAAAAGAAACCGACCUAAAGAACGCAGUUGCAAGUUCUUUUAUAAAUAAACCGAAAAACGGAAAAAUCCUCAAACGCGCACGGUGGUACGUACGCAAACCAAAGUGCAUCGUGUAUUCGAGGAUUCGAGCAUCAUCGCAAUUCCAUUCCAGCGCUACAGACGUAGAGACGUCCUUGUCGGUACAGCUUCUCGAUUAAGAACAUGGACUUCCAAUUCGACCGACCGGAUUUACCUUCGAGAUGCACCUGGAAAAAGGGAAUGGACCAGAAAGAGAGUCCACACACGAUUAUCCCAUUAACUCCUCCGAAAAAAAUCCGUCCAAAUGUUUUGCACGUUAUUGGAAACACGCCAAUGGUUAAACUGAACCGUAUUCCACAAGCGGAAGGAAUUAAAUGCGAAAUGUUGGCCAAAUGCGAGUUUUUCAAUCCCGGCGGCUCCGUAAAAGACCGGAUUGGUUUUCGAAUGGUAGAAGAUGCCGAAAAGUCGGGCGCACUUAGACCGGGUUUCACAAUCAUCGAACCCACAUCUGGAAAUACCGGCAUCGGAUUGGCUAUGGCGAGCGCGGUUAAAGGUUAUCGGUGCAUUAUUGUGAUGCCUCAAAAAAUGUCCAACGAAAAAGUGAGCGUUUUAAGAUCUUUGGGAGCUGAGAUUAUUCGUACACCCACCGCUGCCUCUUUUGAUUCACCCGAAGGACUUAUAGCGGUGGCUCAAAAGUUGCAAAGGGAAAUACCAAAUUCGAUUAUCCUGAACCAAUAUUGUAAUGCGAGCAAUCCAUUGGCGCAUUACGAUUUAACUGGCGCGGAAAUAUUCGACCAAUGUGAUGGGAAGAUCGAUAUGGCUAUUGUAGGAGCUGGCACAGGUGGCACUGUAACGGGUGUUGGCCGUAAAUUAAGGGAAUUGUGCCCGAACUGCAUUAUCGUAUCAGUUGAUCCUGAAGGUUCCAUAUUGGCCGAACCGGAAUCGCUUAACCAAUCCGACACUACAUUUUAUGAAUUGGAAGGAAUUGGAUACGACUUUUUACCAACCGUUUUGGAUCGUUCAGUUGUUGAUAAAUGGUAUAAAGUUGCAGAUGUUGAUUGCUUCAACAUGGCGAGAAGGUUAAUAAAAGAGGAAGGAUUGCUGUGCGGUGGAAGUAGUGGAGCUGCAAUGACCGUCGCAUUGAAAGCCGCCGCGUCAUUACGCGCCGAUCAAAGAUGCGUGGUUCUGUUACCGGAUGGAAUACGAAAUUAUAUGACUAAAUUUGUGUCGGAUCAUUGGCUGGAAGCAAGAAACUUUAAACCAGUUAUCAAUGAACAUGGUCACUGGUGGUGGGAUGAAACUGUGGCAAAAUUAAAGAUUGAACGUAAUUUUACCAUCUCAUCCAAACUUACAUGCAGCGAAACUAUUUCCCUGAUGAAGCAAAAGAAUUAUACUGAAGUUCCAAUUAUAGAUGCCAACAACACAUUUUUGGGAAUGGCCAGUAUACCAUACAUCAUGAACAUGUUGAUGACAUGCAAAGUGAAACAAAACGAUUUAAUAACUGAAGCCAUACAGAUGCAGUACCGAUCGGUAGCCCUCAACUCUUCAUUGGGAUUAUUAUCUCGUAUAUUGGAAACUGAACCGUAUGCGCUUGUUGUCCAAGAUGAAGCAUGUUUGCGCCCUAAUGCAGUUAUCAAAAAGGAAAGUGUAAAGGGUAUCAUUACUACAGUUGAUUUGCUCAAUUAUAUAACUACUAUGGCGAGUGAAAAAAGCAAUCAAGUAAAUGGGUCCAUAUAACAAACAUUCGCUAGGGAACAAGAAAUGUGCAUUCAAUUUUUAUCAAUAAUAAAGAUUAUACACUGCUUA